UACAUAGCCAUAGGCACGGAAUCAGAGAGGGUGAGGGUCGUGUGAAUGUGAAGAAACCAAACCAAACAACUCACCACUCACUCACUCACUCUCGGUCCUGGGUAUGGAUUCCGUUGUCCUUCACAGUGUGAGUGCGUCAUCAGCGGCGUCGUCGUCGUCUACGUCGUCAAUGGCGAAGCGUCCGUGUCCGUCGCAAAACCCUAGAGUGGAGAACCUGAGCGAUGUGGAGCGUCUUCUGGACGCGUUUCUCUCCCUCUCCGACCUCCCUUCUCUCUCCCUCGAUCUCUCCUUCGAGAGGCUUCUCCAAUCUGUCUCCUCUGACUCCGAUCUUAUCGAUCGCGCCCUCAAAAUGGGUUCUCUCCUUCUUGACGCCGCCAAACACUCCUCUAGGAAACGCGCUUCCAACCACAAUUCCCUCGCCUGGCCCCUCCCUCCCGACCUCACCAUCAAGGUGUUCUCAAUGCUUGAUACCCAGAGCCUGUGCUAUGCAUCAGCUACUUGUUCAAUGUUUAGCAAAUGUGCCAAAGAUCCUCUGUGCUAUACAAAUCUUGAUUUGACAACACUUGUUCCGAAGGUUAACAAUGCAGUAGUUGCCACGAUGAUUCAGCGAGCUGGAAAGGCACUAAGGUCUCUUAAGCUUGGCGUUGUCCCUGGCGCUACUACUUCACUUGGAUCUUGUCCACCAUUUGUUUGUACCAUUAGAAAUGCUAUUGUAGAAGUAUCAAACUUUUCAUGGAAUGAUAAGAGGUCUCGACAAGGGAGGGAGUCAUCCAUUCUCACAAGAUGCUGCUUAAGCCCUUUAAGUGGUGACGGUGGUACCCCAGGGGCUCUUUUAAGAAAGUUACACUUGUAUAAUAUUGAGAGAAUGGAUAAUGCAUCCCUUGGUGCAGCAUUGUCUGCAUGCCCAUCUCUCCUUGAUUUGGAAAUUGUUGGGCUCCAUGUUGAGCUGAGGCAAACAUUAAUGUCAGUAAGUGCAAACUGCCACUUGAUAGAACGCUUGUUUUUUGAGUCUUCUAAAACAGGUAGAGAUGACAGCUUGAAAGCACAAACCUGUUUUGAGCUAGUAAACAAUUGUCCUCAUCUAACUUCUUUAUCCCUUAGAGGGUUUAAGCUACAUGAUUGCAAAGUUCGUGUAUUGGUUAAGGGAUUUAGGAAAUUGAAGUAUGUUGACUUUUCCACGUCUUAUUCAAUCACUGGUAACUUCUUAAGAAACCUUGGAAGCUGCAAUGGGGGAAAUUUUCUUGAGGUCUUAAUUUUAAGGGAUUGCAUGCAUCUCAAAGAGAUGGAAGUCGCGAGGCUGUUGACUGCAAUUCUUGCUGGAGAUUUCAAAUUUCUUGUACAUCUUGAUAUAUCCAAUAGGGAAGGUUUAGCAUCUGAGGCUGAUUGGUAUCACAGGUGCUACAACUCUAGUAUUAUGCCUAUAAAAGAGGUUUUGGAAACGAGGCCUGAUAUGUGUCUGGUGGCUGAAUAUCCAUCAGCAGAAGGAAGUUAUAUGGAGACAUUUGAUGCUGAUAUGAAUAGUGAGAUAAGUCUGCCCUCACAAUUGAGUAGCCACACGUCAGAUGGAUCAAUUUUUAUGAGUACAUCUGAAAGCAGCUACAAUAGUGAUCAGGGAAGUGGCAAUGAGGAUGGUCAAGAUGCCAACUACGUGAUAUACGAGGAAAGCUCAGAUGAGAUUGACUUUUUGUCCCUCUAGGGAAUCCUCGUGGUGAGGCAUCAUUCAAGAAGGACAACAAUCUGGUGAACUUGGUACUCUCUCUCUCUCUCCCCGUGUGUGUGUGUGUGUGUGCACCCAUGUGUGUUGGAGUGGUGGGUUACUAGUGGAUUUCUAAUGCAUAAAGGCAAACGUUACAGGUGCCUUGAGGACAUUGUUGCAGAAAACAAAACUAGAUAGUAUUAAUUGAUAUAUGAUGAAUAAAAAAAUUGUUUCAUUCUUGUUUUUUGAAGGAAUUUGAAAUAUUUAAUUGGGGGUGAUAAAUGUUCCUUCCGGUGUCCUCAAGAUACUUGCUUUACCUUUUAGUAGAAGCACUUACAAGAGUAGAUUAGCUUGCUUUUAGGUUUUGACAUUCCACAAUUAUGCACUGAGAACAACUUCGAAAGCUUACGCAGAAUGAUGUUUUGGUAAUUGUCACGUGACAAGUUCUGUUGUCUAGGACUAGAAUUCCCAGGAAAUUGAGAUACCUAAUAAUUUGUGUGUACAAAAAGUUUGUUACAAUUUGAUGUUUUGGAAGUUAGUGCCUAUUGUUUGUUAUCUUUCCAAAUUCAAUUCUUGUUGGACCCAUUUCAUUAGCUUUGUCCGCCUCUUGGCGUUUCCUAACAUUGGGAUUCGAAUUUAUGGACUAAGGGGGAGCUGUGGGGAAGAACGAUGCCACAGGAUGAGUGUCAACGACGGAUCUGGAUUUUUCAACUUUCAAUUUGUCCUUCUCCCUAAUUGAUGUUCUUUAUUGUGGAAUUUUCAAUCUGGAGGACAAUUGGAGGCUGGUUGUUGUUUUAAAGUUGGCAUUUGUUUCCAUAUUUGCAAUAUUGUCAAUAUAUUGCUGCUUCAUUCCGCAGGCUUCCCAAAAAAGAGGUUAUUUUUCCUCGGCAUCAAUCCAUGUAGUGCUGGAAUUUAUUUUUGGUUCUAAUGUAGAAGACGUCUUCAAUUAUGUAUUUUGUACCCCUUUUAGUUAAUACGCAAAUAAAAUUAAGUAAACACUUCUUUGUUUACUUUCUAAUAGUGAUCGGUAAUAGGAGAUGAGCAGGUCAUGGUGCUCUAUAUCAUGAAUGAACAUGGCCAGUUGAUCAAGCACAUUCCUAUUCAUGAGAGGUGACAUCCCUGAAAAAAUGUAUAACUCGCACGCAUUUCGUGCAGCACACAAAUUAUGGAAUUGUAAUAUUCUUCCCUGCCCACUCCCAAAUAUGACAAUUAUUGGAAGUUCCCGUGCACCUAUAUACCUGAGGGGCAAAUAUUUUAUGUAAUUUAAAGUUCUCCGAUCUCGACUUUGGAAUUCUUCGCGUU
Molecule: messenger RNA, 2998 nt
Organism: Vigna angularis (adzuki bean)
Lineage: Eukaryota; Viridiplantae; Streptophyta; Magnoliopsida; Fabales; Fabaceae
Product: F-box protein At4g02760
Exons: 12
Coding region: 104-1696 (530 amino acids)
Biological process (GO): SCF-dependent proteasomal ubiquitin-dependent protein catabolic process
Cellular component (GO): SCF ubiquitin ligase complex
Molecular function (GO): protein binding
Source: RefSeq, a predicted model, not a curated record